Molecule: messenger RNA, 1204 nt
Organism: Candoia aspera
Lineage: Eukaryota; Metazoa; Chordata; Lepidosauria; Squamata; Candoiidae
Gene: SFT2D1
Product: SFT2 domain containing 1
Exons: 8
Coding region: 85-564 (159 amino acids)
Biological process (GO): vesicle-mediated transport
Cellular component (GO): membrane
Source: RefSeq, a predicted model, not a curated record
UCUAGCCGAAGCGUCUUAAAGUUUAGUGGGGUGCGAUUAUCGUUCUUCGGAGGUGGCCAGAGGCCCAGAGGAGUGUCUGUCGUUAUGGAGAAGCUCCGGCGGGUGCUGAGAGGAGAGGACGAUGAGGAGCAGGGGCUGACAGCGCAGGUCCUUGAUGCAUCAACCCUGAGUUUUAAUACUCGAGUGAAGUGGUUUGCAAUAUGUUUUGUAAGCGGCAUUUUAUGUUCUCUCCUUGGGACAGGAUUGCUCUGGCUUCCAGGUGGAAUGAAACUCUUUGCAGUGUUCUAUACCUUGGGAAAUAUUGCUGCUUUAGCCAGUACUUGCUUUUUGAUGGGUCCUAUGAAACAGCUAAAAAAGAUGUUUGAACCAACAAGAUUAAUUGUGACAGUUGUUAUGCUGCUUUCUUUGAUCCUCACCCUAUGUGCUGUAUUCUGGUGGCAUAAGAAAGGGUUAGCCCUGCUGUUCUGCAUUUUGCAGUUUCUGGCAAUGACCUGGUACAGUCUGUCAUAUAUCCCAUAUGCAAGGGAUGCUGUAUUGAAAUGCUUCACAUCCUGCCUAAGUUAAAGAGAAGCAGAACUUUUUCCAGUGCUUGGAAACCUACUUCAUUUCUCCUAGGUUUACUCCAAGUGGUUCAGGUCCUGAAACAGUGACAUCCUUCUUCACAAUGGGGAUUAAAUUGUAUUAGCGAAGAGCCUUAAAAAAAAAAAGUACAAAACCAGGGUAUCUAUACCAUCACAAGACCUUUAAAUCCAUGUUUGUUGUAAAAGAAUUUUUUCACUCACACAGUGGUCUUAAAACUACUUGAUCAGAGUCUGCUAACAUGAUUUGAUCUCAAAAUUAUAUGGACUUUGAGUUUCAGGUAAAAUGCAUAUAAAUACUCCUGCCUCAUUUUGUAAUAUUUAUAUUUCCGAUUUGUGUAUUAUUUGUUUUGUUUCCCAAAGUCCUUUAAAUUCUAAAAUGAAGAAUGACACUAUGUCAUAGCUACUGGGCCUCUUCAGAAAUGAUUAACAGUGGAUAGCAUGGAAAAAUUGAGAAUAUAUAAGAAACGUGUUUUCCAAAUUCAGAAACUCUCCUGUGUAUGCCUUUAUUUCAAAUGCCAACUUUUUAUACUGUGAUACUUAAAAUACACUCAACUAAAAGCAUUUGAGUAAUAUAUUAAAUCAAUGAUUUCAAAAUAAAUAUUAUUUAAAAUUAUGCAAUGUAA